AUGUCUCCCGCGAUGGUGAUGAAUGAUCAAAGGAGUGAAGAUGAUCAUACAAUAGAAAGUGAAUAUCAUAAAGGAGUGAAGAACUUGUAUGAAAAAGGUUAUCUUAAUAAAGUGCCAAAGAAGUAUAUAUUUCCAGCCUCAGAUAGACCCACCACUUGUAUGAAUGAUUCAAAUUCUCCCAAGGAAAAUCUCCAGCUACCCAUCAUUGAUUUUGGUGAUCUUAUUGGUCCAAAUAGACCACAAGCUCUUCAAUCCUUAGCCAAUGCUUGUGAACAAUAUGGAUUUUUCCAGGUAGUGAAUCAUUCCAUAUCUGAUGAUAUAACAAGGAGCAUGAUAGAUGUGAUAGGAAGAUUCUUUGAUCUUCCAUUGGAGGAGAGAGCUAAGUACAUGACAACUGAUAUGAGAGCAGCUGUGAGAUAUGGGACCAGUUUCAGUCAAACAAAAGACUCUGUGUUCUGUUGGAGAGAUUUCUUAAAACUCAUUUGUCAUCCUUUGCCUGAUUUUCUUCCUCAUUGGCCUGCUUCUCCAUCGGAUUUUCAAGAAGUGGUUGCCACCUAUGCAAAAGAAACAAAACAGUUGUUCAUGGCAAUAAUGGAAGCUAUCCUAGAAAGUUUAGGAAUUGUGGAAGCCAACCAAGAAGAGAUGACAAAAGAAAAGGACAAUAAUGAUAAUAAUAUUAUGAAUGAAUUGGACAAUGGUAGCCAAAUGUUGGUGACCAAUUUCUACCCACCAUGUCCUGAACCAGACCUAACCUUAGGAAUGCACCCUCAUUCUGAUUAUGGAUUCCUCACACUACUCCUCCAAGAUGAAGUGGAGGGUUUGCAAAUUCAAUUUCAAGACAAAUGGCUCACUGUUCAACCUAUUCCCAACGCUUUCGUCGUCAACAUUGGCGAUCAUUUAGAGAUAUUUAGCAACGGAAAAUACAAGAGCGUAUUGCAUAGGGUUUUGGUGAAUGAAGUUAAUAGUAGAAUAUCUGUUGCUUCACUGCAUAGUCUUCCCUUUAACUGCACUGUGAAACCGUCGCAAAAACUCAUUGACGAAUCAAAUCCAAAGCGUUACAUGGACACAGAUUUUGGUAGCUUUCUUGCAUAUGUUUCCACUAGAGAAACCAAGAAAAAGGAUUUCCUAGAGUCCAGAAAAUUGUCACACUCAUAA
Vicia faba (fava bean) is the source of this 1155-nucleotide messenger RNA. NCBI's taxonomy places the organism in Eukaryota, Viridiplantae, Streptophyta, Magnoliopsida, Fabales, Fabaceae. The record is from the annotation of a GenBank genome assembly.